Molecule: messenger RNA, 3008 nt
Organism: Eufriesea mexicana
Lineage: Eukaryota; Metazoa; Arthropoda; Insecta; Hymenoptera; Apidae
Product: 7SK snRNA methylphosphate capping enzyme
Exons: 4
Coding region: 174-2630 (818 amino acids)
Biological process (GO): snRNA modification
Molecular function (GO): RNA methyltransferase activity; snRNA binding; O-methyltransferase activity
Source: RefSeq, a predicted model, not a curated record
GCAAAGCAAGCAAAGCAGCUAUUCGCCAUCGUUGAUGGGCGCACAACGACGGUUCGGAGCUGGCUGCAUUACUUAUCCAGUGAUAAACGUGGAUUUUUGUGCUUAAUGCGAACAAAAAGUACGUCCAAGUGAAACCAAAAUCACGUGUAAAGCGUUUGACGAGAUACCAAAAGAUGUCAUCUGCACAAGUUGAUCGCACUACCAAAGUAGGUCAUAUUGCUAAAAAAGAAAAUGAAAAAUCAAGAAAGGCAUUUAAUACCUCACACAAAAAGCACAAACAUGAGGACAGUCGUCACUUUAAGUUUGGUAGAAAACGUUUGCAGAGUUUUAGUAGCAAUGGUAAAUUCUUUCCACCAUAUAAACGUAGAAAGAAGGAAGGUGUGAUUAUUCCACCUACAAAAUUUUUGCUUGGUGGUAACAUAUGUGAUCCUUUAAAUUUAAAUAGUAUGCAAGAUGAGGAAAUAAAUAGAGCUAUGAAUGCUGUUACACCUAAGUCUAGCCCAUUGCCAACACCUAAGCACAAAAAAGAGGUUAUUGAAGUCAUAAUUCCACCAAAUAUCUGUGAUCCUUUGAACUUAAGCAAUUGCAAUGACAAUGAUGAAUAUGAGAAACAACUUAUAUCUCCCACAAAAAAGGGUUCCAAGCGACGAAAUAGAAAGAAAAAGCGAGCAUCAUCUGGUUCUGGGAAUGAUAUAAGUGAUUCAGUUGAAACUAAAAUUAAAGACUGUGAUGCCAUUGAUAUGACAGAAUCUGUAGAACAAAAUGUUCCAGAGAAUAUUGAGGCAGAACAGCAGCAACCACCACUAAAUUCACCACCAGCUAAUUCAUCUAAUCAACCUAAGGAGUCAAAACCAGAAAGUCCACAAAAAGAUAAAAAUAAAUUACGUUUGAAAGGUUUAGAGGAGCCUAAAGACAAGAGGUUAAGGAAAGUGGAUGUUAAAGACAAAAUUGUCAGUCCUGUAAUUCCUCAACCUGGAGCAUGGAAGCCUAGACCUCAGCAUAGGCCAAGUCAGGACAAGAAAAAGAAACAAACAAUGCCAAAAUUCAGAGAGAAAGAUGCACGGUACCAGUAUGGAAAUUACAAUAGGUAUUAUGGAUAUCGCAAUUCUCAUAAUGAAAUGGACACAAGACUGACAGUAUUUGCACAGCGUAAACAUUUAUUCAUUGGAAAAGAUGUAUUAGACAUUGGUUGUAACAUUGGCCACAUUACUCUUUCUGUUGCAAGAGAUCUUUCUGCCCGCAGUGUAACUGGUAUUGACAUUGAUAGAAUACUCAUCAAUAUAGCUAGAAAAAAUAUCAAACACUAUGUCAAUUGUGUACAGUCCCCUGCUGGUAAUGAAGACAGCGAUCACCAGGAUGUAAACUUCUUCCCAAUGUCUAUGCCAAUCAAUUAUGGCCCAGUUGAUAUUCCAGGUUUCACAAAGAAUAAGAGUCACAAAGGUUUUCCUUAUAAUGUCACUUUUGUACAGGGUAAUUAUGUCCUCGAGGAUGACUCUUUGUUAUGUACAGAACAGCCGCAAUUCGAUACGAUUCUCUGUUUAUCAAUAACUAAAUGGAUACAUUUGAAUUUCGGAGAUGCAGGUUUAAAACAAGCAUUCAAACGUAUGUAUGCACAGUUACGCCCGGGUGGUGUCUUAGUAUUAGAACCUCAAGGUUGGAGCAGCUAUGGCAAGAAAAAGAAUCUUACAGAACGAAUAUACAAGAAUUAUCAGAGUAUUGAAUUUCGGCCGCACAACUUCACGCAAUAUCUCUUAUCCACUGAAGUCGGUUUUUCCAAAUGCGAAGUACUAUCAAUUCCUCCACAUCCAUCAAAAGGAUUCCAACGACCGAUUCAUUUGUUCACCAAAGCUGGCCUAUCACAAGAGACUCUGGAUAAUUCUGUGAAAAAUACUUCAAAACGACAAGAACGAAAAGAUGAAGCGAGAAGAAAAUUAGAGCAGAAGGAAUACGAGCAAAAACUGUUUAAAAAAGAAGAAACUAAAGAGGGAAAUAUGUCAGAGAUUAGUCAACAAAGCAACGAAUCUAUGAGUCAGUAUGAUCAAUUAGAGAACGUUUAUGCGCCUAGUGCAACUCCGUGUUAUGAUACGCCUGGUUACAAUAGCGACAAUCAACCACCAGAUGCCUCAAAAAUGUGUUACCUGGAUGUCAAUAUAGAAAGUGAUAAAGUUGAAGCGGACAGUCAGGUUGAAUCAAAUAUACCACCAACAGUCAGCACGUUCGAAAAUAAAACAACUGAAAAUCAGACGUCACGGAAACGGAAUUUGGAAACGGAUGAUCUUAACACAAUAGAUACAAAGAGAUCCAAAAAAGUAAAUGAAAUGCCUAGAUCUAUUACGAAUGAGAAUCAAAAAACAACGGAAGUUAAGCAAGAAGAAAUAUCACAAGAAUCAAUUUCUGUAAACGAAAGUAAAUCAAAAGAGGAACUAACAAAGGAUAAUGAAUCGAAUACUCAAUCAACAACUAAGGACGAUCAAUUAAGUAGCCAUUUAAAUGAAAGAACUAAUAUGGAAGAAAGCAAAGAAGAUUUAAAAACCAAGGAAUGGAAGGAACCAGAAAAUGGAUCGAGGAGUCCUUGCGAAAAAGAACAAACAGAAAGGCAAUGUUGUGAAUUGACUUCGGACAACACGUAAAUAGGUAUUUUUUAUGCCCUCUGCGUAAAAAACAAACGGUGCUACCAUAUAGACAAUUUGGGCUGUUUGGUUAUCCAUUUACUUGGUCGACCUUUUCUGUUUUCACUCUUCUUUCCAUCCACUCUUCUUUUUUUCUCAUGAAUAUCCUAAGCGGGCACUAAGUAUUCGUUGCUUUUCUUAUCGUCCAAGGGAGUUAUAUAGAAAUUGUAGCCCUGAAACAUGAAUAUCAAACAAUCCAAUUUGUAGUACCGGAUAUCUAAAUUUCAUAGGUAAUUUUAACGAAAACAUGGUAUAACCACAAGUAUAAACGAAUAAGAGAAGAACAAACAAUUUGUAUUCGUGAACGAAUAAGAUAUUUUAUCUUUAGAUUUCCACAAU